Messenger RNA from Panicum virgatum (switchgrass), 2908 nucleotides. Its product is annotated as lipoxygenase 2.1, chloroplastic-like. Lineage: Eukaryota; Viridiplantae; Streptophyta; Magnoliopsida; Poales; Poaceae. The record is from RefSeq and is a predicted model, not a curated record. The transcript has 8 exons. Bases 53 to 2815 code for a protein of 920 amino acids. Gene Ontology annotation, molecular function: metal ion binding; oxidoreductase activity, acting on single donors with incorporation of molecular oxygen, incorporation of two atoms of oxygen; protein binding. Gene Ontology annotation, biological process: lipid oxidation.
CAUGCUCCUUCAGACAUCCGGUCUUCCUUUUGGCUAAGCAACACACAUAGCCAUGAUGCUUACGGCCACAUACCCUCUAGGGGCAGUGCUCUCCCCGAGCCAUGGCCCUUCUUCCUUCCCGAGCAGCACAGCCUCGCCAGGCCAGUGGGCGCCUCGCCGGGCCGUCUCAUCAUCCAAGGUAAGCUGCACCCGCGUCAGCGUGUCCGAGGUCGUCAAUGGCUCAGCCGUAGGCACGGUCGACCAAGAACAGUCCGGCUUCCUUCUCACGCGCCACGAGAAGGCCGAGCACAUCACGCUGAAUGCCACAGUGACGGUUCGCUUAGACGAGGGAUGGUCCACUCCCAAGAACGUGGCGGACAUGGCUCAUCGACGGUGGCUGUUCCUUGAGUUCAUCAGCUCGGAGUUGGAUCCGGAGGGCAAGGAGAUGAGCACAGCCUCCCGCCACGCCAGCUACUCGCGCACGGACGGCGCCGGUUCCUUCAUAUUCGAGGUCAGCGUUCCGUCCUCGUUUGGCGCCAUCGGCGCCGUGGUGGUCGAGAACCGCUACAGCAGCGAGGUGUACAUCUCGGACAUCAAGGUCCUCCCCCACGGCGGCGGCGAGUCGAGCGCCGCCGUCACCUUCAGCUGUAGCUCCUGGGUCACCUACCACGCCGGCUACAAUCAGCUGAUCUUCUUCCCUCUCAACAAGUCCUUCCUCCCGUCGCAGACGCCUAGGGGCGUGCAGAGGCUGCGCGACAUGGACCUCAAGGCCAAACGCGGGGACGGCCACGGCGAGCGCAUGCCGUGGCAGCGCAUCUACGACUACGCCGUGUACAACGACCUCGGUGACCCCGACAAAGGCCCCGACCUCCGGCGGCCGGUGCUCGGCGGCAAGGAGCACCCCUACCCGCGGCGCUGCCGCACGGGCCGCCCCCGCUGCCGGGCGGACCCGUCGUCGGAGGCGCGGGCCGAGGGCGACAUCUACGUGCCCCGGGACGAGGCGUUCACGGAGCGCAAGGCGGGGGCGUUCCUGACCAAGACGGUGACGUCGACGCUGUCCGCGUUCACCACGGCCCAGGAGGUGGCCGGCGACAGACGGCGGAGCUUCCCGUCCUUGGCGGCCAUCGACGCGCUGUACGAGGACGGCUACAAGAACCAGCCGGGGCAGCAACCGGACGACCUCAACGCCUACUUCGCGGACCUGCUCAAGAAGCAGGCGGAGCUCCUGCUCAGGGGCGAGGAGGAGGCGGUCAAGGAGGACAUACGCAGAGUGUUCAAGUUCCAAACGCCGGAGAUUCACCAGAAGGACAAGCUUGCCUGGUUCAGAGACGAGGAGUUCGCGCGAGAAACCUUGGCAGGGAUGAAUCCGCUGAGCAUCCAACUACUCACGGAGCUCCCUAUUGCCAGCAGGCUCGACGAGAAAACCUACGGCCCACGGGACUCCCUCAUCACCAAAGAGCUGAUCGAAAAGCAGAUAAACGGUGUCAUGACAGCUGAGGAGGCCGUUCUGAACAAGAAGCUGUUCAUCCUGGACUACCACGACAUGCUGCUGCCUUACGUGCACGAGGUGCGCGAGCUCGAUGACACGACGCUCUACGCCUCGCGCACGGUCUUCUUCCUGCAAGAGGAGGGCACGCUGAGGCCGAUCGCCAUCGAGCUGACCAGGCCCAGGUCCCCCAACAUGCCGCAGUGGCGGCAGGUCUUCACGCCGGGGUCCAGCGUCACGGACUCGUGGCUGUGGCAGCUCGCCAAGACCCAGGUCCUAGCCCAGGACACCGGCUACCACCAGCUCGUUAGCCACUGGCUGAGGACGCACUGCUCCGUGGAGCCGUACGUGAUCGCGGCGAACCGGCAGCUGAGCCAGAUGCACCCCGUGUACCGGCUGCUGCACCCGCACUUCCGCUUCACCAUGGAGAUCAACGCCCAGGCGCGCAAGGCGCUCAUCAACGCGGGUGGGAUCAUCGAGAGCAGCUUCUCGCCGGGGAAGUACAGCAUGCUGCUCAGCUCUGGGGUUUACGACACCUUCUGGCGGUUCGACAAGGAGGCUCUGCCGGCCGAUCUGAUCCGAAGGGGCAUGGCGUUCCAAGGGGAGGAUGGCAAGCUGGAGCUGACCAUAAAAGACUACCCGUACGCCAACGACGGCCUGCUGAUCUGGGAUUCCAUCGAGCGCUGGGUGUCAGACUACGUGGAGAAUUACUACCCGUCGGCGGCGGACAUCGCCGGCGACGAGGAGCUCCAGGGGUUCUGGACGGAGGUGCGCACGAGGGGCCACGCAGACAAGCAGGACGAGCCAUGGUGGCCCAGGCUGGACGGCCACGAGAGCCUGGUCCAGGUCCUGAGCACCAUCAUCUGGGUCGCGUCUGGCCACCACGCCGCGGUGAACUUCCCCCAGUACCCCUACGCCGGCUACCUCCCGAACCGCCCGACCAUCGCGCGGAGGAACAUGCCGACGGAGCAGGGCUGCGAGGACACGCGCUCCUUCCUGCGGGACCCGGAGAAGGUGCUGCUGGACACGUUGCCGUCGCAGUACCAGAGCACCCUCGUCCUGCCCGUGCUCAACCUCCUGUCGUCGCACUCGGCCGGCGAGGAGUACCUGGGCGUGUACUCAGAGCCGGCGUGGAUGGCGGAUGCGGAGGUGAGGGCGGCCUUCCUCAGGUUCAACGGGAGGAUGAUGGAGAUCGCGGCGACGAUCGACGCUCGGAACAAGGACCCGAGGCUGAAGAACCGGCAGGGCCCCGGCGUGGUGCCGUAUGUGCAGCUCAAGCCCAACUACGGUGACGUCAAGGACAUGACGUCGGUGAUGGAGAUGGGCAUCCCGACCAGCAUCUCCAUUUGAGCUGAUCCGAUGAGCAAUAAUGUGUCUAGUUGCCCGUUUAUACUACUAGUAGGUGUUCGAAGACCAAUGCUGAAAAAAAAUGAUCAACUUAAA